This is a messenger RNA of Plasmodium gallinaceum, 10056 nucleotides long. RefSeq names its product cysteine repeat modular protein 3, putative (gene CRMP3). The transcript is spliced from 4 exons. Gene Ontology annotation, biological process: signal transduction. The record is from RefSeq and is a predicted model, not a curated record. Lineage: Eukaryota; Apicomplexa; Aconoidasida; Haemosporida; Plasmodiidae. Bases 1 to 10056 code for a protein of 3351 amino acids. Gene Ontology annotation, cellular component: cell surface.
AUGGAAAUAAAAAAGAGUGUUUUAAUUUUGUUUUUAUUAUAUGUCUUUAAUUAUAUUAAAAAAGAAGAAAAUAUAAUAAAUAGAUAUGAGAAUAAUUACAACAUUUAUAAAUUAAAUAAAGUAAACCAUUUUUCUCAAAAUUAUGCAAAUAAAAAAACAUGUUUUCCAAUAGAAAGAAAUAUAAAUAAUUUUAACAGUUUCUUAUUUGACAAAUUCAUUAAUGAAGAUCUUUUUUUUUUAAGAAUGCACCACGAUGAUCAAAGAUAUAAAGUGCUAAAUUUAGAUCAAAAAAAAAUUAUAGUAUCCAUAUAUUUAAAUAAUUAUCUUUUGAAGAAAAAACAAUUCAAAAUGAGUUUUAGACAAAUGGUAAUUCUAUUAUAUUGUAAUUUUAUGAAUACUAUUAUUAUAACAGUUUUCAAAAUGAAAAAGGAAAAUAGAGAAAUAAAUGAAUGCAUAUUAUGUUUUAAAGAAAAAAAAAAUAUUUAUCUCAUAAGGAAAGUAAAUAAAAACGAAGAAAAAAAUAACAUAAUUUUUAAAAAUAUAGAACUAUAUUUCACUAAAAUAAAUAAAUUUUUGAUGCUUUAUAAACAUAUGACAAAUAAUUAUUUUUCAAAAAAUAUAUUUAUUUCUAUAGAAUAUUUGAUUUCUAAAAUAAAAAAAUAUGUUGUUAUAAAUCCUCUUUUUAUUGUAAAAAAUAAAAAACAAAGAUAUCUGAAUGAAUUGAGAAAUUUAGAAAGAAAUCCAAUAGAAAAUAAUAAUAUUAAUAUAAAAAUAAAAAAAAAUAAAGGUAAUAGCAAGAAAGAGAGUAUUAAAAAAAGUAGCACUAAUGUAAGCAUAGAUCAAGAAACGAAUAAUAACAUUACUAAAUUAAAUAAAUUUUCAUUUUUAAUUAAAAGCAAAUUAAGAAGAGGAUACCUUAAUAUAUAUAGUUCAAAUAAUAAAAAUGAAUCAAAAUUAAAUAAUGAAGAAGAAUAUAUGAUUCCUUAUUUUGCAACUAAUCAAGAAUUUAUAAGAAGUGAACAAGGACUAACAUCUUUAAAAAUAAAAGGUAAGUGGUUAAUGAAUUUCAAAGGAGACGAACUACUCAUAUUUGAUUCAUUUGUAAAAUGUGAAGGAAAAAUCAUUGCCAAUGUUAAAAUAAAGGAAAAAAAAAAUUUUUAUAUCUUAACUCAUCCAUUUAAGUUUAGUGAAAAAGGCACAUUCAUUAUUUGCGUUCAAAAAAAAGUAUUACAAUCUAUUGGUUUAGUUAAAAUUCAAAAACAAAUAGUUGACGAAUUCGAUUCUUUAAUUGAUAUGAAUUUGAUAUCUAAAUUUAAUUGUAUUAAUAAUGAUACAUCAACUAUGGUUUUAAGAAAUGAUAAAAUAAGAAUUAUUUCUUCCAUAGAUAAAGGGAUACGUUCAAUUUUAUCAUUAGAUACUGAUAGAGCAUUAGAAAUGAAAAAAAAUAAAUUUAAUCUUUUAGCAUGUUCGACAUAUAGAGAAUAUAUUACUCUCUUAGAUAAAGAACUUGUUGUUAUUAUGGAUAUAAAAAGAAGACAAAUAGAAGAAGCAAUUUUUCAUCAUUUAACUAACCCAGUUGAUAUAUUUUUAGAUGGAUACAGGAUUUUCAUCACUGAUGCAGAUAGAAAAAAUAUUUUUUACUAUAAUUCGAUUUUUCUUAAAAAAAAAUAUGAUGAUAACUCUGAAUCAGAAGAAGAAAAUAUAAAAAUAAAACCAGAUUUAGAUAAAAAUGAUAAAGAUUUAAAUCUUAACUCUGAUGGAAUAGAAAAUGAUAAUAAGUUAGCAGAAAAAGAAGAAAUUACUCAUGGACAAAUGGAAGAAAAUCUUACAGAUGAAAAUGAAGAAAAAAAUAAAGAUUCUAUAGAAAACAAUACCAUUAAAUAUAAAAAUAAUGUUGAAUUAGAUUAUAUAACAAAUGGGGAUCAUUAUAUUCUACAUGAUGUAUAUUUUUGGAUUAAGAUAAUUAAUUCUCAGAGCGAAAAUAAAAUUCCAGAAGCUUUAAUGGAUGGCGUUAUAACUUUAAUAUAUCCUGCAGGUAUUGUAGUAGUGGAAAACAAGGUUUAUUUUGUGGACACAGGGUUACAUAUGUUGUUUUGCUUUUGCCUAAUUAAAAAAAAAAUUAUACAAACAUUUGGGUAUCAUAAUAUUCCAGUAAAAAAUAAAAAUGGGUUAGAUAAACCCUAUUCCUUAUCCCUUUUUAAAACUAAUCAUGGAAGAAGAAAUCUUUUGUUUUUAAGUGAAUUAUCAAGCUCAAGAAUAUUAAUAUUUGAAACUUAUCCGGUUAUUAAAUUAUAUUUAACCUAUAAUAAUAUAGUUUUUGAUAUAAACACUUCAGUUUUAACAACUCCCCUUUUUUUAAUAGUAUGUGGGUUAAAAUACAAUAACGAAAAUUUUAAAAGCUACAUAACCUUUAUUAAUAUAAAUGAAUUGUCUGAAAUCGAGAUAGAAUACGAUGAAUUUCCUAAUGUUUUUAAAAAUGGGGAACUAUUUAAUUUUAUACCCUUAAUAAAAAGUGACAACAUUAAAAAAUUCGAAAUGAAAGUAUAUGAACGUCAUUCUAAAAAUCUUAUAAAAACGGGAUUAAAUAUUGAUAAACAAAGUGGGGUUAUAAGUGGUAGAAUUACAAUUUCUGCAAGGUUUGAUAUUAAAUUAGUAGUAUAUGAUUUUUUUAAAUAUAAAGUUUUAAAUUUUUCAAAUUUUUUAUCUACAUGUCCUAAGGGACAUUAUUUUAUACUUAAAACAUGUCUACCAUGUCCUGUAGGAUUUUAUUCUACUUACUCAAAUAUACUUAAUUGUAUAAGUUGUAAUAGUUACAAACCGAAUUCAACAACAUUCCAUAGUGGAUCGAUUUCAAAAUAUGAAUGCUUAUGUAAACCUGGUUAUUACUUAAGAGAGGGCAAAUGUCAAAAAUGCCCUCUAGGUUUUUAUAAAGAUCAAAUAGGAGAUUUUACGUGUCAAUUUACAUGUGAUAAUAAUCAAAUUAGUACAGUUAAAGGAGCAGCAAGUUAUGAAGAAUUAAAAUGUAUUUGUAAAGAUGGAUAUUAUUUAGAUGAUCGUUCAAAAUGUGUCCCAUGUCCUUUAAACAAUUAUUGCCUUUAUAACCCACAUGCUAAAAAUAAAGCUGAUAUUAUACCUUGCAAAAAAAAUAGAUUAACACUUAAAAGAGCAGCAGAUUCAGACAAAUAUUGCUUAUGUGCACCAGGCUAUUUUUAUGAUUCUCAUUCAAAGGACUGUAAAAUAUGUGAUUUCAAAGAUUUCAAAGGGAACAUUUCUAAUGAUUUAUGCAAUCCAUUUAAAAUUUCUCCUACUUCUACACAAGAAUUUUUAACUAACGAAAAUUACAUUGAACAUUAUAAUAAUAAGAUAGGUAAAACAACUAGUAUCAUUUUUUCAUCGAAAAAAGGUUCCACAUCUUUGCAUGAUGCAUAUCUUUGUGAAACUGGAUAUUUUUAUAGUAUGAAUAAAUCUAUUUGUUCUGUAUGUAGGUAUAAUAAUUAUUGUGAAGGGUUAGAUCAUACAAUAAUGCCAUGUCCUCAAAAUUCUGUUACCAUAAAAUUGAAGAGUUUUAGUAUUUUAGAUUGUUUAUGUGAAAAAGGAUAUGGAAGAAUAAUUAUUAAUAAAUUAAAAUCAUUUACUAUUUCUUGUGUGUUGUGCCCUUAUGAUACCUUUCAACCUCAUCAUUCAUCUGGAGAAUGUAUUCCUUGUCCCACUCAUACUUUUACAAUGUCUGUGGGAUCGACUUCUAUUACAGAUUGUUUGCCUAAGAGAGGGUACUACAAUGAAUUUUUUGAGCAUAUUUAUAAAUAUUCAAAGAAAAAAUUAAUGCAGAAAAAUACCCAAUUUUUGCAGUACUUCCAUCUUUAUUUAAAUAAUCAAUACAAAAAAAUUAACAAAAAAAUAAAAAGGGUAAAGAAUGAUAAUUGUUAUAAGGCAUAUUAUGAAAGUAAAAGUGAUAAGGAUACGGAUAAUGAUAAUAACAUAAUUUAUGAAAGUUAUGAAAAUAAAAAUUAUAGUGAUAAAAGGGAUCACCAUUAUAAUAGAAUAGAAAAGUAUUACAAAAAAGAUAAUUGUGAUUAUAAUAAAAAAUAUUUUUCAAAAAAUAUGAUCUACAAUAAUUAUGACAAAGAGAAACUUUUAAAUGGGAAUAUUAAUAAAAGCAAAUAUAUGGAUAUAGAAGAAAAUAAAAGUAUAAUUAAUUUUCCAAAAAUAUAUAAUAGAAUACACAACUUAAAAGGGGUAUAUAGCAAUGUAUUUCAUACAAAUUAUUUGAAAAAUAUUCUCUUAAUGGAUAGUUACAAAACUUAUCAAUUCCUAGAAGAAAAUGGUUCUAUUUUUUACGUCAAUGAAAAAAAAGAUCAUGAAGAUGUUUAUGAUAUUGCAAAACACAGAAGUGAGUUAAUAAAAAAAAACAUUUUUGAUAAAAGACAAAUAAGAAUAAAAUCAAGGUUGAAGAGACAUUCAGUGAAAAAUUUAAGUAAUCCAGAAAAAAAAAAUAAAAGAUUUAAAAAAAAUAAAAAUAGAAUAUCAUAUUCAGUAAAACAUAAAAAUUUAGUAAAUUAUAUUGAUAUAGUUGCUCAAAAAAAGGAUGAUAUAAUAAAAACAAUAAAAAUAAGAGAAGAAAAUUACUCUACAAAUAUCACGAAGGCCAUAAUUUAUGAAUGUUAUGAAAGUGAAAAAAAAAUAAUACUAGGGAGAAAUGCAUAUAUAUCUACAAUCCCUGAAUUAGAUGUAAUAAGUUGUUUAAAUGUAUGUAUAUCCAAUAUAUAUUGUACAGGUAUAGAAAUGGAUAAAAAAAAUGAUAAAGGAAAAAUAGACUUAUCUUUUAUUUUAUAUAAAAGUUCGGGAAAAGAAAUGAUUUCUUUUUAUAAAUGUAAUUUAUAUUUCUAUGAGGAAAUUAAAUCAUAUUAUAUAAAUAAUAACUUAAAAGAAAUAACAAAUGUAAUUGAAUAUGAUGAUACAGGUAAAAUAGUAAAUUGCGCAGUAGAAAGGAAUAAAAUGCUUAAAUUAUGGAAAAUAUAUGUCUUCAAUAUAUGCCCAAAUAACUAUUAUUGUAAUAGGGAAUCGUUUGAGAAAAGUAAAUGCCCUUUGAAUUCUGUAAAAAGAAAUUACAAAGGAACGAUAGAAAAAUGCUUAUGUUUACCUGGUUUUUUUUUAAAAAAAGAUUUAAAUAUUUGCAUACCUUGUGAAAAAGGAACUUACAAAAAUAUCAUAUCUAAUGAUGAAUGUAUGAAAUGUCCUCUUAAUUUUACUACAUCUGAUGAAGGUUCAAAUUCAAUAUAUGAUUGUACUUGUAGAGAAGGAUAUUAUUUUAGUGGUAGUAAUACUAUUAAAUUAAUAGAUAUAAAAAAGGAAAAAGAUGUGAAUAGGAUAAAAGAAAGUCAAAAAAAAAAUAAUUUAAUAUUAACUCAACAAAAUGAUAUCGAAGAUAGGGAAUAUAACUUAGGCAAAUAUAAAUCUAAAGGAAGAAAAAAAAAAUUUCUUAUAAAAAAAGAUAAUAUUCUAGAAAAAAUAAAAAAUGUUAAAACAGAAAAUGUUAUUCAUGAAAAGAAAAAUGAACAAGUAAUGGAUAAACAAAAUAUAAUUUUAGAAAAUAAUAAUGUGACUUUCAUUCAAAAAAAAAAUACAUAUUUAAAAAAUUCACAUGUAAAUCAUAUGCUUGUAAAAAAUCACUCGAAAAAACACACUAAUCACUUAUAUUUAAAUUAUGAAAACUCUGAUGAAUAUCAUAAAUAUAUGGAAGAUAUGAAAUGUUUAAAAUGUCCCAAAAAAAUGUUUUGCCCAGGUUUAUGGCUCAAAAAUUUCGAGAAGGAAAUCCAUCAUCCCCCAAUUUUUUGCCCUGAAGGAUCUUUUAUUCCUGAAACUACACUUGAAUCGACGGAUAUUCAUAAAUGUUUAUGUGGGAAAGGAUAUAGAUUAAAUUUAAAAAAUAAAAAUAAAAGAUGUGUAAAGUGUGAAGCAAGAUAUUAUAAAGAUGUAAUAGAUAAUUCCUUAUGUGCUGGUUUAUGCAUGGAAUUUGCUACUUCUUUCGAAGGUUCUGUUAGUAAAAAACAAUGUUUUUGUACAGAAGGAAAAUAUAUGAUUAGAGAAUCUUCAAAAGAAAUGAAAUGUGUAAAUUGCUCAGAAGGUUCAAUAUGCAUUGGUGGUUUUAAAUUAAAAUCAUUAAAAAAUUUAAUAAAUAAUCAAUAUUUUAUAGAUUUAGGUAUUUAUGAUCAUGUUAUCCCAUUUCCUAAAAAAGGAUACUUUUCUACUUUUCAAAUAGAUCAUGAAGAUUUUGCAUGGGUUCCACUGAACUCUCUUAAUAUUGAAAUAAAUAAUAACGAAAAUAAUAACAUAAUAAUUAAUGAAAAAAUAAUGAAGAAUAUAUUUCAUAAAAAAUUAAGUUAUAUUACUUUAGAAACAAAUCACAAUAUAAAUAAAAAUGAAAAUUCUAAAAUAGAAGUUAAUUAUAUUAGUGAUAAGUUAUUUGACAAUUUAAAAAUGGGUGACGCAUUAAGUGAUACUCAAAAACCAAUAUUAGUUACUGAAAAACUAGAAAAAAUAAAAUACAAAAAUAAAUAUUUAACUGUAGAUAGGGUUCCUGAUGUUCAUCUAUGUCCAAUUACAAAAAGAUGUGUUGGAGGUGUUAAUAAUUUAUGUUAUGAAGGAUCAGAAGGAUACUUAUGUAAUAAUUGUUCAGAAAAUUAUGACAUUAUUUAUUUUAGAUCUCAAUGUUUUAAAUGUAAAGGAACAAAAACAGAAUUACUAUAUUUUAUGAUUCGUAAAAUUUUUUUUUACAUAUUAAUCUUAUUAUUAGUUUAUAUGAAUUAUUUCUGUUAUUUAAAAAGGAAUUAUGUAUUUAUAGGGAUAUUAAAAAUAUGGUAUUUUUUUAUUAUUUGUUUUUUACCUUAUGGUUUUAUAUUAGAUCCUAUUUCAAAUUCUUUCAAAAAUUAUAUAUUAUAUUUUCAAAUUUUGAUUAAUUUACCAUUGAGAUUUAUUGGUCAUUAUUUUAAGUUUAAUUGUUUUUUCAGUUCUUACAAUAAUGAGAAAUAUAUUUUUAUAUGGUAUAUACAAAGAUUUGUAAAAAUUACGGAGCCUAUAAUUGAUUGUGCUAUUUUGACUUUCAUUGUUUUUUUAACAUACCUUAUAUAUACUUUUUAUAAUUAUAAAAAAAUAAAUAUAGUUCAAAAAGUUAUUAAAAAACAGCUAAAUAAUGUGAAUGAAAAUCCUUAUUAUAUGCAUGUAUCUGAUUUCUAUUACCAUUACUAUCAAAGGCAAAUGAUUGAUACAAUAAAAAAUAAAAAUAAAACUGUUACUUUUAAAAAAUGGGAACAAAGUUAUUUUGUAAAUGAAUAUUCAUCAUAUGAAGACAAUUAUAUGAAUUUUAAUGAAAAUAAAGGAAUAAAAAAGCAAAAAAACAACAAAACUGUAGAUACUUCAUAUGAUACUUCUACUUCCGAUAAUAAUAAAUUGUCUAGUUUUGAAAGUUUCUCAUAUAACAAAAGUUUAUUAAAUAAAAACAAAUCUUCUAGUUAUGAAAAUAUGUAUAAUUUUAAUGAUAACUUUCAUAAAAAUAAAUUACCUAAUUAUUCUAUAAAAGAAAAUAUUUCAAAAGAUAAGUAUUGGACAUAUAUAUGCUUACUAAAUAUCUACAACAUCAGGGCCCUAGGAUUAUUUCGUUAUAUACAUCCCUAUAAUAUUAGCCUAUUCAAUAAAAUAAAAAGAAUUUUUUCAGAUUUAAUAUCAGUAUAUAUAAUUGUUCUAUAUAUUUAUUUUCCUUUUAUACUUAUUAACUUAUUAGAACUUAUAUGGUGCCAACAAAUACAAUACAAAAACGAACGUCCUAUAUUCGUAUUAUAUCAUAUGCCUUCACAAGUUUGUGAUUUCAGGAAUAAAUUAUUUUUAUCAGGUGUAAUUUUUUCUUCUUUUUUUUUUUGUGGAUUUAUAAUUUUAUUUAUAACUUACAACUACAGUACUAUGAGAAAUUUUAAAUUUUUUUAUUCUUAUUCCAGUCAAUUAAAGAGUUAUUUUUUAUUUAAUGGACAUAAUUAUCAAAAUAGAUGUUGGGAAUUUGUUAAUAUAAUAAAAAUAUUUUUUGUUAUGAUAUCAUUCAUUUGCCAGUUAUAUACAAAAAGAGAUAAUAACUCUAAAUAUUUUAUUUGUUGCUGUAUUGUUUUUAUUUUAACAACUGAUGUUACUUUAAUUUUAUUAUAUUCCCCAUAUGAUAAAAGAUCUAACAACGUAUUACAUAAAUUAGGUUUGUCCUCCUCUUUUUCUAUCCUUAUAUCAUAUUUAACACUACAAUUCAAUUUCUUUUUUAACUUCGUUAUAAUAAAUAUAUUACCAAUCCUAUUAUUUGUCUAUUUUCAUAUAUAUAUGAUAAAUAAAAUUAUACUAGAAUUUGCAAUAUAUGAAAAUAUUUUUAAAAGUAAAGAAAUCACAGAAAAUAUAGAGAAAAAAAAUUCUGAAGAUUUAUUGAAUGAAAACACAUUUUUCUUUUCUAAACAAAAGAAUAAUGAAAACUUCAUGAAUAUCAAAAUGUGUGAAAGUUACAAAAAAAAUAAUAAAUUAAAAAAAAAAACAAGUUUACAAGGUAACAAUAAUGAUAAUAAUAUUUUUGAUUUCCUUUUAAGAUUAAAUAAAAUUCCAUUUAAUUAUAUUUUUUUCAAUGAGAAAGAAGAAGAAAUUUUUUUGUUGCCAAAAAAUUUUAUGAAAAAAAAAUGUGAAAAAACAAUAAAUAGUUUAAAAGCUAAAAAUUUUAACAUAGCUAAAACAAGAAUAAGUUUAGAUUUGUUACACUCUGAUUUACAUUACUACAAUAUCAGAAAGCAUUCAAACAAAUACUCUUCUAAUAUAAAUUAUUCAGACUUAAAAAAAACAAAUAGUAGUUUUGAUGAAUUCAUUGAAAAAAAAUUAUCAAAUAAAUCUUUCAAUUCCUUAAAUAAAGAAAAGAAAUUCUCUAAAAAAAAGUAUUUAAGCAAUAUGGAUGUAUAUCCUUCAGAAGACAAUAAAUUUUCCAAAAAUGUAAAGCAGUUCAUAAAUUGCUUAAUAGAAGCAAUAAAUAUAUUAUUUGUUAAUCAGUCAUAUAAUCAAAUAACAGUUGAAUGGUUAAGCUUUAUUACAAGAUUUUCUAUUUGCUUUAUACAUUGGAUGAAAAACCAUGAUGAAAAUUUAAUUAAUCUUGUUCCUUUAAAUAAAAGACAAUUUGAAUUAAAAAAGAGAAAUCUUUUAUUUUAUUCUUUAUUUAGCUCUUAUUCAGAGACUUAUUCCAUAUAUUUGGGUUUUGAUAAAAACAAUAAAUUUACCAAUUUUAUAGAAAAUUUUGUAAAAGCGGAAAAUUUAGAAAGUUUUUAUGUUUAUUUAAAAAAGUUUGAGAAUACUUUAAAAAAGUCGAGUACUUCACAUGUUCAAACAUCUCAUAAUUGUCAAAAUAAUGAUGAACGAAAAAAUUAUUCAUAUAGUAACUUUUUGGAAGAUAAGUUUUAUAGAUGUGAACAAGAUUUAAUUAAAAUGCUAUUUGAUGAAAAUAUAUUUAAAAAAUUAUCAAUCUCAUUAGUAGAAUUUUAUUUUGCUAUUUAUAUGAUCCAAUUUAUUGAAAGCAAAAAACUAUCCAUUUUAAUUUUUCUGUUUUGCGAAAAAAAAAGUAAUUUAAAUAAGGAAAAACAAUUUUUAAAACAAAUAGAAUCUAGAAGUAAGAAAAUUCAAAAUAUGAAAUAUAGCGAUAAUAGUAAUAAAGUUUAUGAGUUUAUUGAAUAUUGUUAUUUGAAAGAAUCUAAUGAAAUAAUGAAAAAACAAAUUAAAAAAUUACAAAGCUUAAUUAGAAAAAAAGAACAAAAAUUAUUAAAAAAAGAAAAAAUGAAAAGUAUAAAAUGUGCACAUAUAAAUCAAAAAAACAAAAUUACUAAUUUAAACUCCUGUUUUGUUCAAACUUUGAAAAAGCUUUUAGAAGAACCACCUUCAUGUACAAACAAAUUACAACAAAAUAUUUCAAGUUAUGCAAAGGAGAAAAAAGAGUCAAAUAAUUUAAUAAAUGAAGUGAAGGAAAAAAUAGAAUUAGAUAAAGAGGAAAAACGUAAAUAA